CAGUGGGAGAGACCUGCUGGAAGACCAUUCCCACUCCGAGCAGGCAUGGGGAAUGAACAGGCUUUUUACAUUCAGGUUCAUUAUUUAUCAUGAGUGCCUUGUUGGAGCACAGUUCUUGUUCCAGCGGAGUCUACAUGCUACACAUGCUACACGCCAGUGAGGAGCUUCAAAGCAGACAAGUCGUCACCUGCCGCGGCGAGCAUCAAGUGGGAUGGUUUGACUGCCUUUAAAGCAAAAGGACACUAACGGCAAAUCUCAGGAAUGAAUUUGACCACUGUUGCCCGGUGCCAAGAAAUCAAUCCAGACAUGGAGUACGACUGCGUGUGAAAUCUCUCCUGUGCUUGACACAAAGUGCUCCAAGGGAUGAAGAAGAACAUGUUGAUGUUGCCGCACAGGGACUGGCCCUUCAGGUCUUGUUUUCAUGUUUUCUAACAAAAUUGGGCAUUCGGGCAACUUUCGGAGUGCUCUGGAAAAUGUUUGUAAAAUGGCAAGCUUGACUGCCCACAUGAGUGCUUUUGCACAUUUGUUCUCAAGCGAGAAAGAUCGCCGAUGAGACCUCUUGAAUGAAGGAGUGAGCAGUAGAUGUGCUUUACUAAUUGCUCUCAUUAGCCGUCGUUGCGAUUCCCCUGACGCGAUGUGAACGCCCCCCGCCCCCUGCUUAACAUUAACAGGCUCUCAGAUUAAUGAGCUAAUUGACUUUAAUUGGGAAGGCAUGGAGAUGGCAGGACAGGACGUAAACAGCAGUGAACUCGGACAAAGCAACAGGCAAGAGGAGGCUGUGAUUAAGGUUCUGGUGCCCAUUCUGGAUGGUCUAAUCCUGGUGACUGGCCUGGUAGGACAAAUCCUGGUCAUCAGCACCCUAACGGGGCGGAGGCGGAAAGACCGCCACCCGCCACACGGUACCGACACCCUGCUGCUGGCCCUGAGCGCGGCUGACUUGCUCCUGUUGCUUUGCCUGCCCUUCCACACGUCGGCCAUCACGUUGGGAUUCUGGCCUUUUGGGAGCUUCCUGUGCAAAGGGGUCAGCUUCCUGGGCGUGGCCUGUUCUUCGGCUUCCGUCUUUAUUUUGGCUGCAUUGGCUGUGACUCGCUACCUCACAGUGGUGCACCCCACCUGGGCGUACCGCUCCAGGAUGCACCGGCGGCUCAAGGUGACGGUGGCACUUCUGUGGCUUCCCGCCUCGGCCUUGGCAGCGCCUCAGUUUGCCUUCCGCACAGUGACGACAUCCAGGGCGGUGUACUGCUUUGCCUUUCUGUCCGACUUCAGCCAGCUCGUCUACAGCAUCAGUCUCUUCGUCUUUGCUUUCGCCUUACCACUGGGAAUCAUCGUGCUGAUGUACACAAAGAUCUACUGUUUUCUUCGACACGCGCGAUUGUUUGGAAAUGCCCCUCGGCUGGAGCGCUACCAGAGCCAGGUCACUCACACGUCAGCUCUCUUGGUCCUGGUCUUCACUCUCCUCUGGCUACCCUCCUACGCGCUCAUGUUCUCCUUCAUCGGGGGAAGCAUUCAGGGCUCAAAGGGUUACAAUACAAUUGCCAUUUUGGCCAGAUUGCUGGCAUCGUCAGUGGCGGUGGUUAACCCCCUGCUGUAUGGAUUCAUGUCUCAGAAGUUCCGAAGAGAGUUGUUAAUGCUGGGGAGAGAGCGAUGGACCGUUUGCAAAAACUCCCUGAAUGGUUGUCCUCACAUGAUGAUGGGCGGGGACAUGGUGCGGACCUUUGAGUUUGACACAAGCUCUGAAACCUAAAACGGACGCAAAUGUUUUUCGUCUCUGAGUUGUGAAAAUGGUCCAUGCAAAUGAAAGCCAGCAUAUUUGUGAAGUCACAAAUGGAUGGAUCGAGGAGGGUGAGGGUCAAUCUGUGUUCAAAUGCUAGUCCAGGGAGGCUAUUGUGACAAUUUACAAAGAUAUUCCAAGCGGCAACUCCAAAAUCUCACAAGUCCAUGGGUGUAAGAAUUGUGAAGCCGCUCUCAGAUAAGGGAUCCGAUUUUAACAUGCAACUUCAACGGUUAAAAUGUUUUGGAUGGAAAUCCCGUUUGAUUUCAGUAAAUAAUGCUGCAACUUCAACAAAUCGUAAUUUCAUUACAACCUGUAAUAUGGUUUAAAACAGGGUGUCAUAUUU
Hippocampus comes (tiger tail seahorse) is the source of this 2117-nucleotide messenger RNA. RefSeq names its product galanin receptor type 1. Gene Ontology annotation, molecular function: C-C chemokine binding; C-C chemokine receptor activity. The record is from RefSeq and is a predicted model, not a curated record. NCBI's taxonomy places the organism in Eukaryota, Metazoa, Chordata, Actinopteri, Syngnathiformes, Syngnathidae. Gene Ontology annotation, biological process: positive regulation of cytosolic calcium ion concentration; G protein-coupled receptor signaling pathway; immune response. The transcript has a single exon. Gene Ontology annotation, cellular component: membrane; external side of plasma membrane. Bases 713 to 1744 code for a protein of 343 amino acids.